AUGUUCAAUCAUUCAUUUCUCUAUAUUUUUGUUAUUUUCAGUGUUUGUAAAAGUGAAAGUGGUUGGUGUGAAGAUUCAGGAGUGAUCACUUAUUUUACUUCCACCCAAAGUUGUUUAAAAAACAAUUGGGAUGUUGUUCCGAAUGAAGAAGGUUACAAUUUCACACUUCAAAGUGGGUGUUGUUCCUCCCCAAUAAUGACGUUUGAAGAAACUGCCUUUAAUGAAUAUGUUGUUCGAAAAUUUGAAUUUAAACCUUCUGUGUUACUAAAAUAUUUAUUUGUCAGAGAGGCAAACAUGAAUGUCAGAAUUUAUUUGGUAGAGCUCAAUCGACCAGAAAAUUUGUUUGUAUCUUUUGGUUGUUUUAAUAACGAAGGAUAUUGCAGGACAACUAUAAAUGAUUCUUGGAGACCAACAAUAGUUUUAAGGACACAAGGGAUUUCUUUGUUUUCUGAUAUUGAUCAGUAUUUCUGGAUAAUGAUAUUCAGAACAACAGCACGAAUUGCUUAUUUAUUUAUUGAUGGAAACGUGAUGCAAACUGUUAAUAUUCAAUUCAGAACAACAGAAUAUGUUGGGGAUCCAUUUACAAAGGGAAGAUAUCUAUUCACUGGAAAAUCAAAAGAAGAGAGUAUUGGUUUUUAUUUGUCUUCUUUGGAGCCGUUAGCAAAAGAAGUGUGUGAUAGAAAUGGGUUUAAACGAUUUUUAUAUUUUAAUACAAAUGAAACUACAAAUACGUCAAAUUUGAAAAAUAAGACUUGUUAUUGUAAUGCAGAGAAUGAAAGUAUUACAUGGGAAAAUGUAAAUACAUUCCCAGAUUGUAGAUACAACAGUUCAUUAUUUGAUUUGAAUUUAACAGCGAUUGGCGAGAGUAGAAGUGAAAGUGAAGAUAUCAAUAUUUAUCUUAAUGUUACUCAAUGGUUUUCAAUCAUUUUUAAAACAAAUAGAAAAUACAUAUUAAAUGGAAUUGAUGUAAGUGUAAACACAAUUUAUUUUGACACUCUGGAAAUAUUAGAAAAUGAAGAUAUUAUAUUUAAUUUAAAUUGUAAUAUAUCAAUUUUGAAAGUAACUUCUAUUGGGAAAUUUUACUUCAAAAAGAAUCUCAUAAUUAAUACACAAAUUUUAAUAUCGGAACCCAAUUUUACAAACAAAAUAUUGUUUACUUUGGAUGGAAAUUUUACUGAAGUUAAGACGUCACUUUUAUCCAAAUGUGGGAAACGAGUGUAUUUGACAAAAAGUGUGUGUAACAUGUGUCUUUGUAAUUACACUGAAAAUAAUGUAUGGGAACCUUCAGGGUAUGAUGGAAUAAAUCGAGGGGACUGCUUUAACAACACUACACAAAUAACUUUGACUCUUCAAAUUCUCUCAUCACAAAUGAAUGAAAAUUUAACUACACAAACUUGGAACAGAAUUGAGAUUAUGUUAAAGAUGUGA
Molecule: messenger RNA, 1428 nt
Organism: Entamoeba invadens IP1
Lineage: Eukaryota; Evosea; Mastigamoebida; Endamoebidae
Exons: 1
Coding region: 1-1428 (475 amino acids)
Source: RefSeq, a predicted model, not a curated record